Molecule: messenger RNA, 1176 nt
Organism: Zygosaccharomyces rouxii
Lineage: Eukaryota; Fungi; Ascomycota; Saccharomycetes; Saccharomycetales; Saccharomycetaceae
Gene: ARP2
Product: actin-related protein 2
Exons: 2
Coding region: 1-1176 (391 amino acids)
Biological process (GO): Arp2/3 complex-mediated actin nucleation
Cellular component (GO): actin cortical patch; Arp2/3 protein complex
Molecular function (GO): actin filament binding
Source: RefSeq, a predicted model, not a curated record
AUGGAUCCACAUAGUCCAAUUGUCCUCGACCAAGGUACUGGUUUCGUCAAAAUUGGACGUGCUGGGGAGAAUUUCCCAGAUUACACGUUCCCCUCUAUUGUUGGUAGACCUAUUCUAAGAGCUGAGGAACGUGGUAGCAUUUCAACUCCUUUGAAGGAUAUUAUGAUUGGUGAAGAAGCAAGCGAUGUACGUUCAUAUUUACAAAUAUCUUACCCCAUGGAAAAUGGUAUCAUUAGAAAUUGGCAGGAUAUGGAACAUCUUUGGGAUUACGCCUUUUACAACCAGAUGAAAUUCCCAUCAACUUCUGGUGGGAAGAUUUUACUUACUGAACCACCCAUGAAUCCAUUGAAGAAUAGAGAAUUGAUGUGUGAAGUAAUGUUUGAAAAGUAUGAUUUUGGCGGCGUUUAUGUGGCAAUUCAAGCUGUCUUAGCGUUGUACGCUCAAGGUCUGUCUUCCGGUGUGGUUGUGGAUUCUGGUGAUGGUGUCACACACAUCGUUCCAGUUUACGAGUCUGUGGUUCUAAACCAUUUAACAAGAAGACUAGAUGUAGCAGGUAGAGAUGUCACUAGACAUCUGAUUGAUUUGCUUUCCCGCCGUGGUUAUGCAUUUAACAGAAGUGCAGAUUUUGAGACUGUUCGUCAAAUAAAGGAAAAAUUAUCUUAUGUGUCUUAUGAUUUAAAUCUAGAUACCAAACUGGCUAGAGAAACAACUGUUUUGGUGGAAAAUUAUGAAUUACCUGAUGGUAGAGUUAUUAAAGUGGGUCAAGAAAGAUUUGAAGCUCCAGAAUGUCUAUUUCAACCGGAUUUGGUGGACGUGGAACAACCUGGUAUCGGUGAACUAUUAUUUAACACAAUACAAUCUGCAGAUGUGGACAUUAGGAGCAGUCUUUACAGAGCAAUUGUGCUUUCUGGUGGUUCUAGUAUGUAUCCAGGUCUGCCUUCAAGAUUGGAAAAGGAAUUGAAACAACUAUGGUACACAAGAAUUUUGCGUGGAGAUGCCGCUAGAUUGGAUAAAUUUAAAGUUAAAAUUGAAGAUCCACCUAGAAGAAAGCAUAUGGUCUUUAUCGGUGGUGCUGUCUUGGCAAGUAUCAUGGCUGAGAAGGAUCACAUGUGGUUGACAAAAGAGGAAUGGCAUGAAAGUGGUCCAGCUGCAAUGGCUAAGUUUGGACCUAGAUAG